UAUAAUGUUUUCUUGUGUUUUUACAUAUUUUAACAGGUCAGUUGUUUAUAGAAGUAACUCUCGCGAGAAUUGGUGACGGAGGGGUUACCAUAGCUACAGAGAAUCCUUAUUUUCUUCUUGCUUUAUUUAUUUAAAGGCUUUCUCAAUGCAUUUAAUGAUGUAUCAACUUGUAUAAACUAUUGUAGUGAGUUUCAUUACGUGCUAGUUGUGUAAUAAAGUAUCUGUUUAAAGUUACAUGUUUUUGGGGAGGAGCUAAUUUGGCGCAACUUCCAGCGCGGGAGAUUCAGUUUAAAUACAAGGACCGCCAAGAAACUGGAGCAGAAGCUGUUUUAAACCGUGUAGUAGUCAGCUGUAGUUGUGUCUCCUAGUUAGUAUUUAUUCCUUGUUAAUUAUUUAGUUCUCCUUCGGGUUUUUUAAUUGUGAAAACUUUGCCAACAUGCCUGCCCUAGAAGUUACAGAUGCCUGUGCGAUUUCUCCAUCAAAGAGAGCAAAGAUAGAGACAAAGCCUGCAGAACAAAAGCCUGUCCUCAGGUUUGCAAAACUCUCCGAGCAUGCCACCACUCCUACCAGAGGCUCAUCUAAAGCAGCGGGAUAUGAUCUCUACAGUGCAUAUGAUUACACCAUUGGUCCUAUGGAUAAGGCCAUUGUGAAGACAGACAUCCAGAUAGCAGUUCCACACGGCUGCUAUGGGAGAGUGGCACCCAGGUCUGGUCUGGCAGCAAAACACUUCAUUGAUGUUGGUGCUGGAGUUGUAGAUGAAGACUACAGAGGAAAUGUGGGAGUUGUGCUCUUCAACUUCAGCAAGGACACAUUCGAUGUGAAAAAAGGUGACAGAGUUGCUCAGCUGGUGUGUGAGAGGAUCUGCUACCCUGAUCUGGAGGAGCAAGAGACACUUGAUGAGACGGAGCGUGGUGCCGGAGGUUUUGGAUCGACUGGACGCAACUGAAAGCUCCAGAUAUAACUGACGAUGUACAUGUUGAACAUAUAUGGAUAAGUUGCUAAUAAAGUUCUUGUUUUGUA
Centropristis striata (black sea bass) is the source of this 1020-nucleotide messenger RNA. It is a transcript of the gene dut, whose product is annotated as deoxyuridine triphosphatase. Gene Ontology annotation, molecular function: magnesium ion binding; dUTP diphosphatase activity. Lineage: Eukaryota; Metazoa; Chordata; Actinopteri; Perciformes; Serranidae. The record is from RefSeq and is a predicted model, not a curated record. The coding region runs from base 437 to 946 and encodes 169 amino acids. The transcript has 6 exons. Gene Ontology annotation, biological process: dUTP catabolic process; dUMP biosynthetic process.